This is a messenger RNA of Neodiprion virginianus, 1924 nucleotides long. RefSeq names its product ras-related protein Rab-35 (gene Rab35). Gene Ontology annotation, molecular function: GTP binding; GTPase activity. The record is from RefSeq and is a predicted model, not a curated record. Gene Ontology annotation, cellular component: endosome membrane; plasma membrane. Bases 379 to 984 code for a protein of 201 amino acids. Lineage: Eukaryota; Metazoa; Arthropoda; Insecta; Hymenoptera; Diprionidae. Gene Ontology annotation, biological process: endocytic recycling. The transcript has 3 exons.
ACAUUUGUGUGCGGAAAGAAAAAUGGCGUUGGUGAUGAGCUGAUGUGGGAUGGGCGUCCUGUUAAAUGAGAGUAGAUCUUUUUUUUUCACGAUAGCGAUAAUGAAUGGUGAUAUCACGUCAAAGGAACAUGGCGAUCUUUCAAUUUUGAAGUGACAAUUAUUAUCAUAGGUGUAUUUCUCACUUUGUUCUCGUUCGUUCCCCGUACCAUUUUGUUUAGUUACAAUUGUGUGUUGGUAGGAAGUGCUGAAUAAUAUAAUUCCGCGAUAUCUGUAUGUAGGGGUGCGUGUUGUGCCUCUUGAACAAUAACAACGGAAUAUAAAUCUCAACACCACAAUUAAACAGCAUUAAUCUUCGCCUCGAGGGCUGUUUGUAAGAAAAUGGCCCGCGAAUAUGAUCAUUUGUUCAAGCUGCUGAUCAUCGGAGAUAGUGGUGUAGGAAAGAGUUCCCUGCUGUUGCGGUUCGCGGACAACACCUUUUCCGGCAGUUAUAUUACGACAAUAGGAGUGGAUUUUAAAAUUCGGACGGUAGAAGUUGACGGGGAAAGAGUGAAGCUACAAAUAUGGGACACUGCAGGUCAAGAACGAUUUCGAACGAUAACAUCUACUUAUUACAGAGGAACACACGGAGUAAUAGUAGUAUACGAUGUAACAAGCGGGGAUUCUUUUGCGAAUGUAAAAAGAUGGCUUCAUGAGAUCGAACAUAAUUGUGAUGUGGUCAACAGGGUAUUAGUAGGCAACAAAAACGAUGCCCCACACCGCAAAGUUGUCCUUACAGAAGACGCUCAGAGAUUUGCUACUCAAAUGGGAAUUCAAUUAUUUGAAACGUCUGCAAAAGACAAUAUCAAUGUUGAAGAGAUGUUUAUGGCUAUUACACGCCAAGUGUUAAGAACCAAAAAGGAACGGAAGGAACGUCAAGCUAUACAAACCAAGGAGACCGUAAACUUGAGCAAAAGUACUAAGCAACAUAGACGCAAAUGUUGUUAGCAAUAAUAUACAUACCCAUAUACUAAAUAUAUAUGUAUGUAUAUAUAUACAUAUAUAUACACAAAAAACAUUACCACCAUUUCCAACUAUUAUUUGCUACAAUAAAAUAGCGCAGAAUAAGACAGAACUAAUGUUACCGAUGAACAUCAAAACAAGAUGAUGUUCCAGAUUUUAUUUAUAGCAAAUUUCUGUAACGUAGCAGGGUAGUUAGUUGUUCAUUUAAUACGAAGACUAUCACUUCACAUUUUGAAUUGGAAGGAACGAAACAAAUGAUAAACAAAUAGGGCAUGAAAUCCUUGCAGUACUUUAGAUAAGUGUGUUAAAUUAAGUACAAACCAGUAAUGUAGUUCUUUGAAAUACGACGUUCAAUAAUGUGUGGCUCUCUUGAACUUGAGCUUAGAAAUUUGCUUAUUCUUCUCCACGUGAGCUUGAAUUUUACUAUUAGAAAGAAAAGUUCAAAAAUUUUUAAACGGUAACAAAAAUAGAAAUUUAAUCGAUAAACCUUUAUGGACAUCAAUAAAAUAUUGAUAAAAUCACCGUCACAGACAAUUUUGUCAUGUUCAGCCACAGCACAAGUUGUCUGUAUUAAUCUGUGGUAUGUAUGAUAGUCAAGGUAGUACACAUCAGCUUCCCAUUACAAUUUCAGUGCUGCAAUUAAGUACAUACUAUUGUUUCUAAUAUUGUUACUAUUAUUAAUUAUUGCUAUUAAUUUUUAUUUUAUUUCCUCUCCUUCAACGCACAUCUUUAAUUGGCAUUUGAACUUUCAUCUUGAAAAAUGUACAUACACUGUUGCCAGUCUCGACCAUGCCUAAGUAUAUCUAUCUCAACAAAGUGUAUUCAAACUCUUGUAUUGUUAUACAAUAAUAAAGAAUUGUAUUGUAAUAUUAAUUAUUAUACAUUUAUAUUAUAAAUAAAAUAGGCGUCUACGCAUUUUACAGUU